Molecule: messenger RNA, 1080 nt
Organism: Eimeria mitis
Lineage: Eukaryota; Apicomplexa; Conoidasida; Eucoccidiorida; Eimeriidae
Exons: 1
Coding region: 1-1080 (359 amino acids)
Source: RefSeq, a predicted model, not a curated record
AUGAGCAGAGAAGGUCGAGGAAUAUGGGUGACUCCCCCAGGGAACAGGCCAGUGACCCCCGAGAGACCGGUGCGGAGGGAAGGGUGCGUACUCUUUAGAGACGGAUUAUGCGCACUGGGGAACUACUGCAUGUUUAGCCACUCUCCCUCGGAGAUUCCGCCUCGUGUUGCAGCAGGCGGGGGGGCCCAAAGCCGCUCGGCUAGGCUGGCCGAAGAACGACAGAGGCAGCGGCAGCAGCAGAUGCAGCAGCAGUAUCAAAGGCAGAUGCAGCAACAGCGGCUGAUGCAGCAGCAGUAUUUAAUGCAGCUGCAGCGACAGCAGCAGAUGGAGCAGCAUCGUCGGAACCGGCGACAACUGGAGUCGGAUAUGUCCCGCGACGCUUUCUUUAAUUCUCUCCAGACCUAUAACAGUCCCAGGGACUUCUCGUCAGAGUGGCCGCUGGCGUCGCCUGACGUGCUCCGAGCAGCUGGACCCUCUGUCGCCGAAUUCGCCGACUUCAAUGAGUAUGACUUUCCGCCUGAGUUCGAGAUCGACUCUUCCGAUGACUCCGACGACGAAAACACCUACAACCCUCGGAUUGACCGCCUCCGUAGACUUGAAGAACUCCGAGCGGCCAGUGCGGAGCGACGUGAAAACUCCACGACUUCCCAGCAGCCUCAGGCCACUUGGGGACCUCAGACCCACCUCUGGUCUCAAACGCCGCCUCCCACUCCACCAACUUCCCGUGAACCAGAGGCACCAGAGUCUGCAGAAGUUCCACAAGUCCCACACACCGCAGAGGCCCCACAUGUGCCACAGGCCAGAGGGGCCCCGCAGGUACCACCGGCUCAGGCCCCACCGGUUCCGCAGGCUCCAGAGGCCCCUGAAACUCCCCCUGCUCCACUACCGCGGCAGGUUCCACUGGCUCCACAGGCGAUACAGGCCCCACAGCCUCCGCGGGUGCCACUGGCCCCACUGCCGCCGCAGGCGCCAACUCCACGUAGUGACGCGGACCCGCUGUAUACUCCGGAGUUUUUGCUGGGAUCUGUGUUCACCGCGACAAUGCGAAUGAGAGAAAAAAAAGAUCCUCCACCCCGCUAA